AACGGAUUUUCACCACUGCAUAUUGUUUGCAAGAAAAAGAAAGUGAAGAUGGUGGAGAUAUUACUCAAGAAUGGAGCCACUUUGGAAGCGGCUACAGAGACUGGCCUAACACCCUUACAUGUGGCCUCCUUCGUAGGCUGUCCUGAGGCAGUUGUUCUGCUUUUGCAGCGUGGCGCUAAUGUAAAUGGUCUGACGGUGCGCAGUGAGUCCUCAUUACACCUGGCAAUUCGCAAUCGCCAACUAGAAACAGCCAAGGUGUUAAUCAAACACGGCGCGCUAGUCGACGCAGCAGCUAGAUCGCACGAGAAAGUUGAUGCAAGGCUGUGA
Protopolystoma xenopodis is the source of this 327-nucleotide messenger RNA. The record is from the annotation of a GenBank genome assembly. NCBI's taxonomy places the organism in Eukaryota, Metazoa, Platyhelminthes, Monogenea, Polystomatidea, Polystomatidae.